This is a messenger RNA of Leucoraja erinaceus (little skate), 3435 nucleotides long. RefSeq names its product IKAROS family zinc finger 1 (Ikaros) (gene ikzf1). Bases 16 to 1986 code for a protein of 656 amino acids. Gene Ontology annotation, biological process: regulation of transcription by RNA polymerase II. The record is from RefSeq and is a predicted model, not a curated record. The transcript is spliced from 8 exons. Gene Ontology annotation, molecular function: DNA-binding transcription factor activity; RNA polymerase II cis-regulatory region sequence-specific DNA binding. NCBI's taxonomy places the organism in Eukaryota, Metazoa, Chordata, Chondrichthyes, Rajiformes, Rajidae.
CAACCAUAAGAUUACAUGGCUGACAGUUUAAGCUUCGACUUCUCUGAUGUCCCUCAUCCUUGGAAUAACAGCGUGUGCUCCACACUUCCCCAUUGCCCCUGGCAGCAGGUGAACGACUAUGGCCGUGCUUGCACACUGCUGCGGCUCCGUUACCGCGAUGAGCGAUCAGCUCCCGGUGCCUCGUCCCAGCGCUCGGCUGCAAGGGCAUCUGCGGCGACCGAGCCCUGGGCUCUUCCACCAAUCCCAGCACGAGGGUGUGCGCGCGUGGCCGGCGCAUUGGAAGGAGGAAGUCGAGCGGGGAGCGAUGUACAGCUGCAGGGACUCCAAGUGCAGCCUGCACAUGGAGCAGGAACUGCCGGGCUGUGUCUGCCGCCAGCAACCAGGGAUCCAGAGUGCCAGCAGAAUAUGGAAACUGAAGAGGCACAGGACAUUUCCCAGCUGUCAGGUGAGACAGGGAGUAAAGAAGCUCUUUCCAUAAUUGACCAACCAGAACAACUUGAGCAGAUGCCCGUCCCCGAAGAUUUAUCAACCAGUGCUGGGGGCAAAAUCAACCUGCAGGGUGACAAGGUCAUUGCAAAUUCCAUUAAAGUAGAAACUCCAAGUGAUGAAGAGAAUGGAAGAGCCUGUGACACAAAUGGUGAAGAUUGUGCUGAAGACUUGCGCAUGAUAGAUACUUCUGGGACUAAAUUGAAUGGACCACACAAUGGCCAAGGCAACAAAGCAUUUUCUGGAGUUGGUGGCAUUCGACUUCCAAAUGGCAAGCUGAAGUGUGAUAUCUGUGGAAUAAUUUGCAUUGGCCCAAAUGUCCUCAUGGUGCACAAACGUAGCCACACUGGGGAACGCCCCUUCCAAUGCAGUCAAUGUGGUGCAUCUUUUACUCAAAAAGGCAAUCUACUUCGUCACAUUAAGUUGCACUCUGGUGAGAAACCAUUCAAGUGCCAUCUUUGUAACUAUGCCUGUCGUCGUCGAGAUGCACUUUCAGGUCAUCUGCGGACUCAUUCUGUUGGAAAGCCUCAUAAAUGUAGCUAUUGUGGGCGAAGCUACAAGCAACGCAGUUCACUGGAGGAACAUAAAGAACGCUGCCAUAAUUACUUGCAGACCAUGGGAUUGCACGGUGGUAUAUAUUCAGUGAAAGAAGAAAGCAAAUCACAUGAACUAGCUGAAGGAGCGAGCAAGAUUGGAUCAGAAAGAGCUAUGGUACUGGAUAGACUUGCAAGUAAUGUUGCAAAACGUAAAAGUUCAAUGCCACAGAAGUUUGUUGGUGAAAAGACGGUGCAGCUUGGUAUUUCAGAGCUUCAGUGUGACGCUAAUUCAAAUUAUGAAAAGGAAAGUCAGAUGAUGCAGACUCAUGUUUUGGAUCAAGCAAUUAACAAUGCUAUCAAUUAUCUAGGGGCUGAAUCCUUGCGUCCACUUGUGCAAACUCCUGCUGGAAGCUCUGAAGUGAUACCGGUGUUAAGCAACAUGUACCCCAUGCAAAUGACACAUUCAGAUACCCACGGUCAUCCUAACUGUGCCACAACCCAAAAUGGUGCAGUUGAAAAUCUAAUGCUUAUUUCAAAAGCGAAGUCGCAAAUAUCGGAAAGAGAACCAUCUCCAAGCAACAGUUGCCCAGACUCGACAGAUACCGAGAGCAAUAAUGAAGAACGGAACAACCUUAUAUACCUAACCAAUCAUGUAGCUCCUCAGGCAAGAAAUGGAUUGCCAUUGAUAAAAGAAGACCAGAGAUCUUAUGACCUCAUGAGAUCGGGUAUGGAACCUAAUCAAGAAAUCAUCAAAGUGGUUAGUGCUGAUGGAGAACAUAUGAAAGUUUACAAAUGUGAGCACUGCAGGGUACUUUUUCUGGACCAUGUGAUGUUUACAAUACACAUGGGAUGCCAUGGAUUCCGUGACCCUUUUGAAUGCAACAUGUGUGGGUACAGAAGCCAGGAUAGAUAUGAAUUCUCAUCACAUAUAACAAGAGGAGAACAUUGUUUUCACAUGAACUAGUGAAUCAUUUCAGACUCAUAUUUUGACUAUUUUUAAUUUUGUGCGAUUAAUUUUAAUGUGCACAAAAAAACAACAGGAUAAAGAACUCUUGGUUACAUUACCCUUUUGAACUUCAUUUAUUUGUCUGAUCUAAACUGUUUACUGUAAAAUGCGAAGAAUACACUGGACAGUUUCAUGUUUCUCCACAUCUGAAAGAGAAUUCUCAAAAUUGUAUUUAUCAUAAAAUGGCAUUUAAAUUAUUACUUGAUUUCUAUGAUAAAUUGAACUGUAUAUGUGAACAGUUCAGCAGAAACCUCAAAUACAUGGACAGAAAAAUGCUUCAAUUUUUAUUAGUUUGUGAGGUGUAAUUGCUAGAAUUUUUCAACAAUUUGGAGCUUUUCAGUUUAGCAUUCUUUAUAUAUGGAUAAUGUGUGAGUAAUUUAGUGUUGUAAAUUGUAGAAUGAAGCACACAUAUAGUCUUAUUUCUUGGACCAUGGGCUUUUUUGUAUACACUUAUCAGUUAAACUGAGUAUCUUAGUACAUUAAUUACAUGUUAAAAUUCAAUAUUACCUAUAGUAUCUUGACGUUCAUUGCAUAUGCAGAAGUCACACCAAUUCACAUUGGCUACAUUAUUGAAAGUGGUUCCUUAACAAAAAAUGUCACCUUACAUUUGGUGUUUUAAAUGUAUAAGUGUUUAUUAAUGUAAAUCUAUAUUUCGGUGCCGAUAGUGUAUGGUUUAUUUAUUAAGAAAUGUGUUAAGUUUUAAACUGGAUUGAUCAAAAUGAAAUAUUGAUUGGAUAGAUGACACAUUAAAAUGUAUCAACUUUCAGACUCAUCUAAUAGAAGUUACAGUAUGUUGUGCCUAAAUCCCCCUUAAUCUUUAUCCUUUUGAAUAUUUACUCUCUUUUACUGCAGAUUUGAAUCCUGCAUUAAUUUUAAUUUUUAAAGAUAUUAUACCAAAAUAACUGCAUAAAUAUACAUCUCAAAUAUUCCUAACUUGCUUAUUAAGUUUUGAUGAUGAUGUUGCAGCUGCACUAAUUGUUACCAAAUCAUUGACUAUUGAAAAUGGUUGUUUAAUUUUAUCUCCACAAAAUCUCUAAAGGGUUUUGAAUAUCUUUAAUGAAAAUAUUUCUUAAUCGCUUUGCUGUUCAAAAGAACCAGAAAAUAUCUAAAGCCUCAUAUCACUGGUAGAAUAAACUGGCAUUGUGUUGUAUAUCCAGCUAUUGGAGGCCCACAAAGGGUUAAUAAUCAAUAAUGAUUGAAGGGAUCGGAUAUAAUUUGUGACACAAAUAGAACAUAUUGGCAGACCCGAAACCGACAGACAGAAAGAUGGGACAAUUUCAAGUUGUCAGACUGUCUAACCCGAAUGCUCUUUCAACCUGUUUAAUCACAGAGAAUCUCUUAUUUACAGUAACCUCUCCCUAAACUUCAGACCGUUCUAUAUGCAAAAUAAUGAAAACUGAAUAGAGU